Molecule: messenger RNA, 1591 nt
Organism: Adelges cooleyi (spruce gall adelgid)
Lineage: Eukaryota; Metazoa; Arthropoda; Insecta; Hemiptera; Adelgidae
Product: N(4)-(Beta-N-acetylglucosaminyl)-L-asparaginase-like
Exons: 6
Coding region: 353-1453 (366 amino acids)
Biological process (GO): protein deglycosylation
Cellular component (GO): lysosome
Molecular function (GO): N4-(beta-N-acetylglucosaminyl)-L-asparaginase activity
Source: RefSeq, a predicted model, not a curated record
CUGAUAUGAACCGUCAACCGUAUUAAAUUUUAUUUAUAUUUUAUUCUGUGAUAUUGAUGAUGGAUAUUUACCAUUUGGAAAUUUCCGGCCGUUCGGGUUUUGGUUAUUGAUUGAUGUUCAGUAAUUACUGAUUAGUGUGUGACAUUGUGGCUUAAUAUUAUAUUAUAAGAUUUAUGGUAAACUGAUAGUAGUGUACUGUGUUAUGUCGACGACCCUAUGAUCCGGAGUUGACAAUUAUCAGUUAACUGAUUACUUAUUUUAUGGAAAUUAACAAUAUUAUUCUUACUUUGUCAGUAUUCAAAUUAAUUAAUCAAAUGCUCUGCAUCUAUAUUGAUUGUCUGUUGUUGUCAAUAUGUCCUGCGCAGCAAAUCUCUGUGCUUGUUUAAUAAAUAUUUCAAGAUGUCUAUCCUAUAUUUUUUUGGUCUUUUUGACUCUCGUAGCAAUUAUAGUCGGUUACCAUAUAUUUGAAAUAUUUUCUACCAAACCUGGCACUCCAAUAGUCAUCAACACUUGGGCGUUCACGGCUUCUACUUUAAGAAGUUGGGAAAUAUUAAAUACAAAUGGUACAGCUGUUGAUGCUGUUGUUGCCGGAUGCAGUGUAUGUGAAAUAGCUCAAUGUGAUGGUACAGUUGGUUAUGGCGGUAGUCCUGAUGAGAAUGGAGAAACCACACUAGAUGCUCUUAUAAUUGAUGGAGCAACAAUGAAUAUGGGUGCAGUAGGCAGUAUGAAGCGUAUCAAACAAGCGUCUAAAGUCGCACGGCAUGUUAUGGAAAAUACUAAACACACUUUAUUGGUUGGUGAUGGAGCUACACAGUUUGCAGUUGAAAUGGGCUUUAAACAAACAGAUCUUGGUACAAAUUCUUCUGCAUACAUGUGGAAAGAUUGGAAAACCAGAGCGUGUCAACCAAAUUUUUGGACUAAUGUUAGUCCAGAUCCUGGAAUGAGUUGUGGGCCAUACAAACCAUCUACUAAGAAAUCCCAAUCAAAACCUCGAGCUAGUUUUGCAAACCAGUAUAACCAUGAUACCAUUGGAGUAGUAGCAAUAGACAAAGAAGGUAAUAUAGCUGCUGGCACAUCUACAAAUGGAGCAAAAUUCAAAAUUCCAGGGAGAGUAGGCGAUUCUCCUAUUCCUGGUUCCGGGGCUUAUGCUAUGAAUACUAUAGGUGCUGCUGCAGCUACAGGAGAUGGAGAUAUACUAAUGCGAUUCUUACCGAGUUUUCUUGCCGUGCAAGCCAUGAAAUACGGCUAUAGUCCAGGAGGAGCAGCUAUUCUAGCCAUGCACACAAUUGCAGAGUACUAUCCGGAGUUUAAAGGUGCUAUUGUUGUAGUUAAUAAAUUGGGACAACAUGGAGCUGCUUGCUAUGGCUUUGAUUCAUUUCCAUACUCGAUAGCUAAUAAUGAACAUAAUCGCGUAUUAGUUAUGUAUGCUAAAUGUGACCUUCAAAAACCAUAACACCAUUAUUGUUGAUAUUAUUAAAAAUACUAUUACAUAUAUUUUUAUUAUAUUUUAAAUGUGUAAUAAAGUAUUCAUAAGAAAAAUGAAUUCAUAAUUGGUUUAUACUUGUAUUUAUGGGUUAAACAUUUGUCACAC